Molecule: messenger RNA, 1566 nt
Organism: Sordaria macrospora k-hell
Lineage: Eukaryota; Fungi; Ascomycota; Sordariomycetes; Sordariales; Sordariaceae
Source: RefSeq, a predicted model, not a curated record
AUGAAGGUUUCUGUAGCUAUCCUCGCCGUUGCUGGCGGUGCCGAGGCCUUCUGGCGUAUGGAGUGCCGCGGCACUUUGGCUGUCGGUCGUAUCGACCCUCUGGUCAACUUCGGUGAACCUGCGGCUCAUGCCCACUCGAUUCACGGCUCUUCCGGUUUUAGUGAAAAGGCCGAUUUCGAGGACCUAGUUGGGGCUGACUGCACUUCUUGCGCUGUCACCCAGGAUAUGUCUGCGUACUGGACUCCUUCUCUCUACUUCCAGCAUUCCAACGGCUCCUUCGAGCUCGUCCCCCAGGUCGGCGGUCUGUUGUCCUAUUACUUCCUCUUCAAGGAUGCUGCCAACCCCGACAGCGGCAUCAAGGCGUUCCCUCCCGGAUUCCGCAUGAUUGCCGGAGACGCUGCGCGCCGCAACUAUACGAUUGCCGGCAGCAACGUCAAGGAUGUCGACCCUGAGAAGUCCGUGUGGGCCAGCCUUGGACAGACUUCCCAGGACGAUCUGACUCAGCGUGCCAUCGGAUUCAACUGCCUCAACUACAACAAGGCUCCCGAGGGUACUCUGUACCGUCACUACAUGCCGGACAAGGACUAUCUCGAUGCCAACUGCGCCGAUGGUAUUCGCGCCGAAAUCAUGUUCCCUUCUUGCUGGAACGGCAAGGAUCUCGACUCUGAUAACCACAGGUCCCACAUGGCGUACCCCGAUCUUGUCAUGAACGGCAACUGCCCCAAGGGUUUCGAGACCAAGGUCCCUGGUCUCAUGUAUGAGACCAUUUGGGCUACUAAUGCCUUUGUCGGAAAGCCUGGUCAGUUCGUCUUCGCCCACGGUGAUGUUCAGGGCUUUGGUUACCAUGCCGAUUUCAUGACCGGCUGGGACGAGGACUACCUUCAGCAGGCCGUUGACACCUGCACCAACGACAGCGGAAGGAUUCAGGACUGCCCCAUCUUCAACAUCCAGAGCGAGGAUGACCAGAGACAGUGCACCUUCAAGAAGAGCAACUGGCUCGUCAAGCUGUUCCAGGGUACUCUCAACGAGAAAGUUACCGGCAUGAUUGGCGACUCCCUUCCCGGCAACGUGAAGAUUGCUUACGGACCCGAGCCCGCCAAUGGCCCCAAGGCCGCAUCGCACACCACCCCUAUCGAGGUCCCAACUGCUACUUACUCUCAAGGUGCUACUGUCACCAACGGCGACUACAUGCCCGGAGGCAUUUUCAAGGCUGCUAAGGUCGGCACCUCCGCUGCUGGAAGCGCUGUCGAACCCAUCAUCUCGACUACCACUCUCGUCUCCAUUGCUAAGCCAUCCUCGGUCGUCCCCAGCUCGACUACCGAGGCUUCGUCUGUUAUCACUGAGGCACCUUCCGUUGUCGCGGAGGAGGAUGGCGAAUUCACCGCCGUCAGGACCGAGUACAUUACCAACGGCAACGUUGUCAGCAUGGUUAUCGUUAAGGAGGCUCUCGAGUACGUGACCGUCACGACCACUACUGUUACGGCUGUCCAAACCGUUCAGGCCCGCCACUACUCUCAGUACUUGCAUCGCCACAAGGUCCGCCACGCUGCGAACCACCGGGCUUAA